AUGUCCCAGGAGGAUCGCUACAGACACAUCGUCAGACUCGUCCAGGAUGGCCGGCUUUGUCAGCUCCAGGAUCUGUGGACAGAUGCGACCCUACUCAGUGAGAUUCCCCGGAAACACUUCGGGAGAUCCGGGGAUACGUUGUUACAUUAUGCUGCCAGGCAUGGACACCUUCCUAUAGUGACUUACCUGCUGGAGGCUGUGGGUAUGGAUGUAGAGCUAGUGAAUGGAGACUACAAGAGAGCUGUCCAUGAGGCUGCAUCUAUGGGCCACAGAGACUGCCUCCUAUACCUUCUGGAGAAGGGGGCCCAGGUGGACUGUCUGAAGAAGGCGGACUGGACACCUCUGAUGAUGGCUUGUACCAGGAAAGACCUAGAUAUCAUCAAGGAUCUGAUUGAGCACAAAGCCAACCCCAUGCUGAAAAAUAAGGAUGGCUGGAACUGUUUCCAUAUUGCAGCAAGGGAAGGAGACCCAGCAAUUAUUGAAUAUCUUCUUGAUGUCUUUACUGAUAUCUGGAACACUGAGAGUAAGAUAAAGAGAACGCCAUUACACACAGCAGCAAUGCAUGGCUGCUUUGAUGUGGUGAAGAUCCUUCUAGAGAGAUGCGGUUAUAACCCUGAUUGCAAGGACAGCUGUGGUGUGACCCCAUUCAUGGAUGCUAUCCAGAAUGGCCAUCUGCAUAUUGCCCAACUCCUCUUAGAAAAAAAAAAGGUCUGCUUCACAGCUAUGGAUAAGAUGGGAGCCCAAGCCUUGCAUCUAGCUGCAGUUACGGGACAAGACCAAUCCCUCCGUUACCUGGUGUCUAGUCUUGGUGUGAAUGUAAAAUGA
Staurois parvus is the source of this 825-nucleotide messenger RNA. Lineage: Eukaryota; Metazoa; Chordata; Amphibia; Anura; Ranidae. The record is from the annotation of a GenBank genome assembly.